Mytilus trossulus (common blue mussel) is the source of this 1679-nucleotide messenger RNA. Its product is annotated as multiple epidermal growth factor-like domains protein 10. NCBI's taxonomy places the organism in Eukaryota, Metazoa, Mollusca, Bivalvia, Mytilida, Mytilidae. The transcript has 11 exons. Gene Ontology annotation, molecular function: scavenger receptor activity. The record is from RefSeq and is a predicted model, not a curated record. The coding region runs from base 24 to 1679 and encodes 551 amino acids.
AACAUCAACAUUUGUAUCAUCACAUGUUUAUGAAUAAUAAAAUAAAAAUGUCUGUAAACAUUCAUCGAACACUUCUCUGUUUAUUUGGAGUUGUAAUGUUUUCUUUAAUCACAGAAAGUGCGUGUCCCUUUGGUACUUUCGGAACAAUGUGUCAGUUUCGUUGCCAUUGUAGGGAACCUCUAGAUUGUGAUAAAAACAUCGGUAACUGUGAGUCUGGUUGCACAGGUCAAUGGUCCGGUAGAAACUGCCAACAAGAGAAUGUGUCGUUUAACGCAUCUACAUCACACAAAGUAGGAAUAGGAUCAACACAAUCGUGGUAUGGUGUUGAUGGUAAUACUAGUACCUGUGCUAUAACUACGGCUGGUGUUAAUGGUUGGUGGAUGGUCAUGUUUGAUAAACCACAUACAAUCAAUACAAUAUAUCUCAACGCAGGUACAAACACCUCGUUAUUUGAUUGGCAGAUCAAGGUUGGAGAUGACGGUAACCUAUUUACCAUGGUGAUAUGUAGUGAGAUCGAGUCUCAUGGGUCUUCAGCGUCUGUGUUUUGUGACAGACCACAGAGAGGCCAAUAUUUAGCUGUGUUAAAUAGACACGGACCUGUUGUUAUUUGCGAUCUUUCAGUUUAUAUUUGUAGUAAAUAUAGCUUUGGACCAGGAUGUGAGCGACAAUGUUCAUGUAAAGAGCCAAACGAACAGUGUGAUAUACUAACUGGGGCAUGCUCAUCCGGGUGUCGGACAGGUCGUCAAGGAGUAGACUGUCAGAUAGAAUGUCUUGGGUAUUAUGGUCCAGGUUGUUCCUAUAACUGCGGUCAUUGUUUAAAUGGUACUACAUGUGAUUCUAUGUCAGGAUUCUGUCCAAUGAACAAUUGUGAUCCUGGCUGGGAAGGAAGAACAUGUCAUAGAGAGUGCAAGACGGGUUUUUAUGGAUAUAAGUGUAAUAGCAGAUGUGGGCACUGCAGCGAUAACUUAAUGUGCCAUCAUGCCAAUGGAAGUUGUCCUAAUGGAUGCCAGGCUGGGUGGAAUGGAAAAACCUGUAUGGAAAAAUGCAAUACGACUCAUUUUGGUAAAGAUUGUUUGCAGCCGUGUGGGAACUGUUUUGACGGGUCAUGUGACAAACAGACUGGAGAAUGUACAUCUGGGUGUAAGCCUGGGUUACAAGGGGACAGAUGUGAUACAGAAUGUUCUCCUGGUAGAUGGGGUUUAAGGUGUGGUGAAUUAUGUGGACACUGCCGAAAGAAAGGUUGUGGUCUAGUCAAUGGAAGAUGUGGUACUGGGUGUGCACCGGGGUGGACAGGUGAUAAAUGCUUGGACGAAUGUCCUAGUGGAAUGUUUGGAAUGAAUUGUACAGAGGUGUGCAAAAAAUGUAAAGGAGCUGUAUGCAAUGCUACUAAUGGGAGAUGUCUUCAUGGGUGUAUGGAUGGAUUUUCAGGAGAAAAUUGUAUACCAUUGAUAUCUGCAGCACCUGCAUUCGAAGAAGAAACCACAAACACGUUGCAAGUAUUUCUUGGUGUUAGUGUAACUGUAGUGAUAUCCGUAAUGGUAUGUCUAAUAUUUUGUCUAGUUUCAAACUGGAGAAGAGAAGAUAUUUCUAAAUACGACAGACAGCUGGUAGUACACGAUAAAGACAUCAGAUUGGAAGAGACUAGACAUUUGAACUGUAAUGGAGAACUUCGAAGUUAA